This is a messenger RNA of Neolamprologus brichardi, 2161 nucleotides long. The record is from RefSeq and is a predicted model, not a curated record. Lineage: Eukaryota; Metazoa; Chordata; Actinopteri; Cichliformes; Cichlidae.
UUUUCAGGCAGCAGUCCACAUGUGUAUUUCAUCCUGAAUGCUGGCCCAGGAGGUGCACACCACAGCAUGCUGUUGUGAAGCUGGAACAUAUUAGGGCAGAAUGCAGUCUUCAAACCACAGAUUACGAGAUAUGGAGCAGCACCAUCCGCUGCUGUCAGCAGGUGCGGAUGUCGAGACAGGUAGCCUUGCAGCCGGAGUGAUGGUUGGAGGUCCACAUGUGGGUCACACAGCCGGAAACCGCACUCUGUGGUUUAUUCAGGACAGCUGUGGUAUGGUGUGUGCAACCAUGACCUGGUUCCUGGUUCUGUACGCUGAAUUUGUUGUGAACUUCGUCAUGCUUUUGCCUGCCAAGAACUUCUGGUACUCGCUGUUGAAUGGUGCUACCUUCAACUCACUGGCUGUGCUUGCGUUGGCCUCGCACCUGCGCACCAUGCUGACUGACCCGGGCGCAGUUCCCAAGGGUAACGCAACAAAGGAAUAUAUGGAGAGCUUGCAGUUGAAGCCUGGCGAGGUCAUCUACAAGUGCCCAAAGUGCUGUAGCAUCAAGCCUGAGAGGGCACACCACUGCAGUAUUUGUAAACGAUGCAUCAGGAAGAUGGAUCAUCACUGUCCCUGGGUCAAUAACUGUGUGGGAGAAAAGAACCAGAGAUUCUUUGUUCUUUUCACUGUAAGUACACAGUUGCAAAUCAGCACUUCUUUCUGGUUUCAGUGCAGUGAGUUCUCUCCGGGGGUGUCUGUGCUGCUGCUUAUCUUCCUGUGUCUCGAAGCCAUCCUCUUCCUCACUUUCACAGCUGUAAUGUUUGGUACGCAGAUCCACUCCAUCUGCAAUGACGAGACGGAAAUUGAACGUCUUAAAAACGAGAAACCCACUUGGGAGCGUCGCAUGAGAUGGGAUGGCAUGAAAGCUGUAUUUGGGGGUUCGCCAUCUUUGCUGUGGUGCAAUCCGUUCACAGGCCUGCGUCUGCGGCGCCUAAUGCUGUUGACCCACGGUCGCCGUGGUGGGUCUGAGUUUUCUGUCUGAGAAGACUGCAGACUGAUGCAACUCACCGACACCUCACCGUGUCUGGUGUGGUGGAAAAAAAGGAUUUCUUCUAUGCCCUCUUCGACUGGAGCUACCAUGAACCUCCUGCGGCGUCUUUCCUGAGUAGGUGACAAAACAUUCUGCAGUAAUGGGACCCAAGUGUAUCACAAUCACUACUGAGAGUCUGUGUUGUCUAUCACAUGCUGAUGUGGAUCCAACACAUGUGAUAUUGCUUUGCACAAAUCAGAUGAACAACAGGAUUUUUUUUUUGCAGGGUGGGCAAAAUGAGGAGCUAUGUGGUUUGUGUUGUUUGGUAACGCAUGCAGUACGUAACUCAAGUGAGUCUUUUUAUUCCCCACCAUCCAAGAUGCUGUUUGAACUCAACUAAUGCACCUUGGGACACAACUUGAGUAUGUUUUGUUUGCUGUGCACAUGAGAUUGGAGAAAAGUCUUUGAAUAAUUUUUUUUUGAGGGAUGGAUCAACAACAUCUUUCAUCAUCACUGGAGCCACACAAGUGGGUCGAAAUGGAAAGUGCUUGAAUUAUUUUUCUUUUGGCCCAGACAAGAGAACCACUGACAAGGGAUUCACAGUCAAGGACAUGCACUACUUACAUGACACUUGAGGAAAAAGCUUGGUUAUGGAGCACAGUGGUCAUUAGAGUUUGAACUGUGCUGCAUGUAUAAGGCUUCAUUCAGCAUCUUAGUCUGAAAAUGAGGCUUUAAUCAUCUUAACAAGCUACAAUGAACACAAUGCUCAUUCUUAUCUAGGAGCUGGCUUUUUCUAUCUCUUCAUCUCUGUUGUUUUUUUUUGUUGGGGGGGGUCCUCGAGAUAAAGUUGUUUAGGUUACUCGAGCUAAAAGAAAUUUAUUGGUGAAGCUUUAUCACCAUGUGCACACCUCAGCAGAUGACCAUGACUCACAGGAGACGACUACUGCUAGUCUUCAUUUGGACAAAACAUUUUGUAAUAAUUGUAUAUGUGUAUCCAUUUCCAUCACUCCUACAUGCUGAUCAACAUCUCCUUAUCUCUGCAAUCAGUUAAACAACAGGACAACUGAUGGCUGUGCUUUCAUGAUGACGUGAAUUAGGCCGAAGACUAAAUGUUACUAAGUUUGCGUUGUUUAAUGUCAUGUUUUGUUUUGU